Messenger RNA from Geodia barretti, 2298 nucleotides. Lineage: Eukaryota; Metazoa; Porifera; Demospongiae; Tetractinellida; Geodiidae. The record is from the annotation of a GenBank genome assembly.
ACGGCGAAUUCACGUGCGUAGUAAAAGUUAGCGUAACUGGCUGUGGUGACAACUCGAUUCCCCCCGAGCGGUUUUCUGAGCACCCUCCCUCCCUCCUUCUAUACCUCCGCCCCAGUUCUCGCUCCGUGCUCGCUCGCCCGUUGGUCCACCGCUCGCAGUAGGGAGAAGGCGCGUCAUGUCCGGAGUAACGGCCCAGAGACCGGGGAAGAUGAAGGGACGCAGGAGCGACAGGGCAGGGGGCGCCCGUGCUAGCAAAACGCCCGCAGGGGACAACUUGGCCCAUCUCCUUGCUCCAAAUUCUGGUGGAGUUGGUGUGUUCAACAAUCCUCCUUUGGCGCACACACUAGUUUCUCUCAUUGGAUGUGUGGUGGAGGUACAAAUGACGAGCGGAAAAGUGUACGAGGGAAUCCUUAGAGCUAUUUCUCCUAAUAUGGAGAUCUCUCUCAAUGUGGCACACGUGAAGGGUCAGCCGCCGACUGUUGAUACUGUGUACGACAGAAAAGAAGUGUGUUUUGCCGAUGUCGUUACCAUCUCUGCUAAAACGGGGACGAACCCGCAAUUAGACAUCUUCAAAACUGAUGGUGAAAUCAGUGGUCAUACAAAUGGUCCACAAUCCAGAGAACUGCAGCCUUUCACAGAUUUCAGUGGGGACGGAGUUAAUCUGGAUGUGAUGGGCGGGCCGGAGGGUGAUGGUUGGAGUGUGGAGGAGAUGUUUGCUGUGAAUAAGAACAAGUUUAAAGUUUCGUCGACCUACGACGAGGAAUUGCCAGAGUACACGACACCACUGGCGAGAGACGUGGAGGGUUACAAGGAGAGAGAGAUGGAGGCCAUUCAACUUGCCAGCGAGAUAGAGUCUAGGAAUAUGCAUUCGAGGCAUGGUAUUGAUGACCUAGGAUCAGAAGAAGACAGAUGGAGCUCAGUGUCGAGGGAGCCCGAGAGGUCUCAGGUGAACUCGCUGGGUUCAGGUCUCGUCGUCAAGGAAAACGGAAGUCAGACUCUCACCUCACACAGCACCCACCCCCAAGCCACACCCACUUCCACAGCUCCGUCUCUAGCUCCGCCCACUUCGUCUCCGUCGCCCUCUCCCCUCGUUCCUCCCUCACCUCAGACAAACAGCACCAGCAGCCUUGCCGAUUCUGAGACCACACGCCCCACCCACUUCCUCUCAGUUACCCGGCAACAAUGAGACAAACUCAUGUGACAGUGUUGUGUCCACUGAUGAGGCAGUAGAUAAUCUUAACAAGGGGAAAACCCCGGAAGUUAGCGGCGAGAGAGUUUCGGAGUUGCCCCAAGCACCUUCUUUAGCAGACACAAAGGAGGGGGUGGGGCCAGCUGGAGAGGGUGGUUCCGAGGAGCUGCAGCCAGUGUCUCUACAGUCCACUGCCGGUGAGGAGAGAGAGGGAGGGAAGAAGGACGAGGAGGAGACGGAGGAGGCCCCGCCCCUCGCUGUCCCGGAGCCUGCGAAGGCCGAGAAGGAACAAGCGAUAAAGAACUUCAAGCUGGAUCCCACGGCAAAGGAGUUUGUGUUGAAGGAGUUCGUGCCUUCUCCCCUCACCUCCUCCUCCUCUUUUGCCUCUUCAGCCUCUGCUGGCUCGCCAUCCUCCACCCACACUCACACUCGCACACAUCCGCACACUCCCCGCAGCGGCGGGGCCCGUUACCCUGGCAACAACAGUCCCCGCAUCCGACCGUCUGCCUCCAGUAACGUCUACACCCACACCUCAUUCGCUACUCCAGAUAUCCACACAGCAGUUUCUUCCAGCUACAUGCUGACUCAGCAACCGGCCGGUGGUGGCAUGGCGGGCUUACUCAGACCUAGCCUUCACACUGGUUUCUCUCAGUAUGGCCUCCCACCUGGUCCUCUGAUGGGCAUGCCUCAGUUUAUUGCCAGUCCACAUUCGUCAAUGAUUGGUGGCGCAGCACAGCAGCAGUUUCCCAUCAUGCAACAACAUCAGUUGUUUCAAUCCGGUCAAACCAUUGUGACUCCGCAAGGCCUGGUGAUUCCACACACCCAGCCAGUAUUCCCUCUCUCCCCCAUGCACCAGUCGCAGAUUGUUGCCGCGGUGACCCCCGGGGUACCCAUGUGAACCCGCAGCUGAUUUGUGGUGACCGGAACUGCCGCUGCGUCGGGUCUGCCAGAGGGGUGUGGGGGUGCAUAUCAGAUGCAUGGGAGCAGGGAAAUGACGGGCCAGUAAGUAAGACCAUUUUCCUCACUAUAUAUUUUUCACUAGAGCUGCAUUAUUGGUGAAUUUAUCAGUUACAUGGUGCAGUUCCUUAAAGUUUGUAACAUAUUAUGGU